Molecule: messenger RNA, 1452 nt
Organism: Sciurus carolinensis (gray squirrel)
Lineage: Eukaryota; Metazoa; Chordata; Mammalia; Rodentia; Sciuridae
Product: keratin-associated protein 16-1
Exons: 1
Coding region: 1-1452 (483 amino acids)
Cellular component (GO): keratin filament
Source: RefSeq, a predicted model, not a curated record
AUGUCUGGCGGCUGCUGUUCUAGGAAAUGUCCCUCCCUGCCAGCCAUGUCUCUCUGCUCCACGGAGGUGAGCUGCGGAGGGCCCAUCUGCUUGCCCAGCUCCUGCCAGAGCCAGACGUGGCAGUUGGUGACUUGUGAAGACAGCUGUGGGUCAUCUAGCUGCAGCUCACAGUGCUGUCAGCCGUCUUGCUCCGUGAACAACUGCUGCCAACCCAUGUGCUGCGAGGCCACCAUUUGUGAACCUUCCUGCUCUGUGAGCAGCUGCGCCCAACCCGUGUGCCUAGAGGCCACCAUUUGUGAGCCUUCCUGCUCUGCGAGUAGCUGUGCCCAACCUGUGUGCUGUGAGGCCACUGUUUGUGAGCCUUCUUGCUCCGGGAACAGCUGCUGCCAACCUGUGUGCUGUGAGACGACUCCCUGCCAAGCAGUCCUCUGUGUGCCCGCCUCCUGUCAGCCUGUCCUCUGCAAACCCAGCUGCUGCCAACCAGUCAUCUGUGAGCCCAGCUGCUGUUCAGCGGUAUGCACCAUGCCUAGCUCCUGCCAACCUGUGGUCUGUGAGCCCACUUGCUGUCAGCCGGUGUGCCCCACACCUAGCUGCUGUCCAUCUGUCUGCUCUGUGACCAGUAGCUGCCAGCCUGUCUGCUGUGACUCUGGUCCCUGUGAGCCACCUUGCUCAGAGCCCAGUGUUUGCCAGCCAGCCACCUGUAUGGCUCUGGUCUGUGAGCCUGUUUGCCUCCAGUCUGUCUGCUGUGUUCCAAGUCCCUGUGAGCCACCGUGUAUUUCUGGCCCUUGCCAAGAGUCCCCGUGCAGUGUCUCCAGUAUCUGCCAGCCUGUCUGCUCUGAGCCCAGCCCCUGCCCACCAUGUGUCUGUGUGCCCAGCCCAUGCCAACCUUCCUGCUAUGUAGUCAAGCGCUGCCGUUCUGUCUGCUGUGAGCCUAUUUCCUGCCCCUCCACCUCCUGCCAACCUCUCUGCUGCCGACCAGGGUCUUCUGCUUCUGCCAUCCGCCAGCCAGUUUGCCCUCCUCGGACUUUCUACAUACCUAGUUCCUGCAAACAGCCUUGCAGUGCUUCGGUUUCCUACCGCCCAAUUUGCCGCCCAAUUUACCGCCCCAUCUGCUCCGGACCCAUCACCUACAGGCAGCCGUAUGUGACAUCCAUCUCCUACCGUCCUGCGUGCUAUCGCCCCUGUUACUCCAUCUUGCGCCGCCCCACCUACUACACUUCCUACUCCUACCGCCCUGUCUGCUCCCGCCAGCCUUGCGCUGACUCUGACUCCUGUAAACCAGAGUGCAAAAAGUCCACGUCCAGCCAACCCGAUUGUGUUGACUCAACUCCCUGCAAGACAGAGGACCCAGAGGAGAGUCCCAGGCAGCCUUCUGAGGCCAAACCCACCAGCCCAAACACCCGUGAGGCUACUGCCGCUCAACCUGCUGCUGGCAAGCCUGCAGACCGCUAA